Mangifera indica (mango) is the source of this 3917-nucleotide messenger RNA. RefSeq names its product calcium-transporting ATPase 9, plasma membrane-type-like. Gene Ontology annotation, biological process: calcium ion transmembrane transport. The record is from RefSeq and is a predicted model, not a curated record. Lineage: Eukaryota; Viridiplantae; Streptophyta; Magnoliopsida; Sapindales; Anacardiaceae. Bases 315 to 3560 code for a protein of 1081 amino acids. The transcript has 33 exons. Gene Ontology annotation, molecular function: ATP hydrolysis activity; ATP binding; P-type calcium transporter activity. Gene Ontology annotation, cellular component: membrane; intracellular membrane-bounded organelle.
UUCCCGCCGCUCCAUUCGGCUACUUCUGCACUCACAUGGCAGAUUCAUUCGAUCCUUUCGUUACGCCACAACUACUUCUUGUUGAUUUUGUUUUGUUACCUGAUUUCAGUUUUUACCGUUUUAUACUCUAACCUCUAACUUCCUUUUCAUUUCUAAUAAAUUGCCAUUUCUCCGCAUUAUUCAUAUCUGUGUUUUCGAUUUUGAAAUGUUGUAUUGGCUUGUGUUCUGCUGUGGCUGUGGCUGUGGCUGUGGCUGUGACUGUGAGCCAGAUAUAGUACAACAGUGGUGGAGGUCAACGGAGGUAAACGACAACAAUGAGUUCAUCGCGCCAUGGAUUGUUGCCGCCGCGGGAUGUGGGUGCCGGUCAUUCGAAAACAGAUGCUGCCACUGAUGAGGAAGAUGACUCACUUUCUGAUCCUUUCGAUAUUUCCCAGACUAAACAUGUGUCUCUCAAGUCUCUCAAGAGAUGGAGACAAGCGGCACUCGUGUUAAAUGCUUCUCGUCGAUUUCGUUACACAUUGGACUUGCAGAAGGAGGAAGAGAAGCAGAAAAGAAGGCAGAUGAUUAGAUCCCAUGCCCAAGUUAUAAGGGCAGCAUUGCUUUUCAAAUUGGCAGCGGAACAGGAUAUUGGUAUUAUUGCUUCACCACCAAGAUGUAAUGGCGAUUAUGGAAUUGGACGUGAACAACUUGCUUCAAUGACUAGAGAUCAUAAUUUUUCAGCUUUAGAACAAUACGGUGGGGUUAAAGGGUUAACAAAUUUGUUAAAAACAAACAUAGUGUCUGGACUCAAUGGUGAUGAUAUUGAUUUGUUAAAGCGAAGGAAUUUGUAUGGAUCAAAUACAUAUCCCUUGAAGAAAGGACGAAAUUUCUUGAAUUUUCUUUGGGAGGCUUGGCAAGAUUUAACCCUUAUUAUCCUGAUUGUAGCUGCCGCAGCUUCAUUAGCAUUGGGAAUUAAGACAGAGGGUGUGGAUGACGGAUGGUAUGAUGGGGCUAGCAUUGCCUUUGCUGUUAUUCUUGUUAUAAUUGUUACAGCUACUAGUGAUUAUCGUCAAUCCCUUCAGUUUCAAAAUCUAAACAAGGAGAAGAGGAACAUACAAAUAGAGGUCAUGAGGGGUGGUAGAGCAGUGAAGAUUUCAAUAUUUGAUGUCGUUGUUGGUGAUAUUUUACCUCUUAAAAUAGGUGAUCAGGUCCCAGCUGAUGGAGUCUUGGUUACUGGUCAUUCUCUUGCCAUCGAUGAAUCUAGCAUGACUGGUGAAAGCAAGAUAGUACGCAAGGAUCAGAAAUCUCCCUUUCUGAUGUCUGGCUGCAAAGUAGCAGAUGGUGUUGGUACAAUGCUGGUAACAGGUGUUGGAAUUAAUACUGAAUGGGGACUGUUGAUGGCUAGUAUCUCAGAGGAUACUGGUGAAGAGACUCCCUUGCAGGUACGCUUGAAUGGUGUUGCAACCUUAAUUGGUAUAGUUGGGCUCACUGUAGCUGGCUUGGUACUUGCUGUCCUUUUGGGCAGAUUCUUUACUGGACAUACCACAAAGUCAGAUGGAAGCCCUGAAUUUAUGAAAGGUCAAACUAGUGUUGGUGAUGCUGUGGAUGGAGUCAUAAAAAUUAUUACCAUUGCAGUUACAAUUGUAGUCGUUGCGGUGCCUGAAGGGCUUCCUUUGGCUGUUACAUUAACCCUAGCAUACUCAAUGCGGAAAAUGAUGGCUGAUAAAGCCUUGGUGCGUAGACUCUCAGCUUGUGAAACUAUGGGUUCUGCAACAACAAUAUGCAGUGAUAAGACUGGGACAUUGACCACGAAUCAGAUGACAGUGGUUGAGGCUUAUGCUGGGAGAAAAAAAAUAGAUCCACCAGAUGAUACCUCACAAAUUCACCCAGCGGUUGUUUCUCUGUUAAGCGAAGGUGCCGCACAUAACACUACAGGCAAUGUCUUUGUGCCAAAGGAUGGUGGAGAUGUAGAGGUUACGGGGUCUCCCACGGAAAGGGCUAUUCUUUCUUGGGCAGUCAAGUUGGGGAUGAAGUUUGAUAUUGCUAGAUCAGAUGCCACAGUACUCCAUGUUUUCCCUUUCAACUCACAGAAAAAGAGAGGUGGUGUUGCAUUAAAGCGGAUGGACUCUCAAGUUCAUAUACAUUGGAAAGGAGCUGCUGAAAUAGUUCUAGCCUCAUGUACAUCAUAUCUUGACUCAAAUGGGCAUCUGCAAUUAAUUGAAGAUGACGAGGAUUUUUUCAAAUUAGCCAUUGACGAAAUGGCAGCGAGAAGCUUGCGGUGCGUUGCAAUUGCAUACAAAUCAUAUGAAAUUGAAAACGUUCCGUCUAAUGAGGAGAGCUUAGACCAGUGGGUUUUACCAGAAAAUGAUCUUGUUUUGCUUGCCAUUGUUGGUAUUAAGGACCCUUGCCGCCCAGGUGUCAAUGAAGCAGUGAGAGUAUGCCAAGAAGCUGGGGUAAAGGUACGCAUGGUCACAGGAGACAAUCUUCAAACUGCAAAAGCAAUAGCUCUUGAGUGUGGAAUACUUGGUUCUGAAUCAGAUGUUACUGGGCAUACUAUCAUUGAAGGAAAAGUUUUCCGUGAAUUUUCAGAGAAAGAUAGGGAACAAGUUGCCAAGGAAAUAAAAGUAAUGGGAAGGUCUUCUCCGAAUGACAAGCUUUUGCUUGUUAAAGCACUGCAAAAGGGAGGGGAUGUUGUUGCUGUCACUGGUGAUGGCACUAAUGAUGCUCCUGCACUUCAUGAGGCAGAUAUUGGACUUGCUAUGGGCAUUCAAGGAACUGAAGUUGCGAAAGAAAGUUCGGAUAUAAUUAUCUUGGAUGACAACUUUGGUUCAGUUGUGAAGGUUGUUCGAUGGGGGCGUUCUGUGUUUGCAAAUAUUCAGAAAUUUAUUCAAUUUCAGCUUACUGUUAAUGUUGCAGCUCUCAUCAUCAAUGUUGUUGCAGCAGUAUCUUCUGGUAGUGUCCCUUUAAAUGCAGUACAGUUAUUAUGGGUUAACCUUAUUAUGGAUACACUUGGAGCUCUUGCAUUGGCUACUGAACCACCAACAGACCAUCUUAUGCAAAGAUUGCCAGUUGGCCGAAGGGAACCUCUUAUAACAAACAUCAUGUGGAGGAAUUUAUUUAUACAGGCCUUUUAUCAAGUUACUGUGCUCCUUGUGCUCAACUUCCGGGGCACCAGUAUUCUCCAUUUAAAGAGUUACACCAGGGAAGGUGCUAAUGAUGUGAAGAAUACUAUGAUAUUCAACACGUUUGUCUUCUGUCAAAUAUUCAACGAGUUCAAUGCUCGGAAGCCUGAUGAAAUCAAUGUCUUCAGCGGUGUGACUAAAAACUACCUCUUCAUGGGAAUAAUUGCAAUAACCUGCAUACUUCAAAUAAUUAUCAUUGAGUUCCUCGGAAAGUUCACCUCAACUGUGAGUCUUAGCUGGAAGCUGUGGCUUGCGUCUAUUGCUAUUGCCAUAUUCAGCUGGCCGCUUGCGAUCAUCGGAAAAAAGAUUCCAGUGACCAAAACACCUCUUUCCUGGUACUUGAUGGGGCCAAUUCAGCUAUUGCGAAGUCGUUUGAGGCGGCCAGGACGCUGCUCGUGACAGACAUCCUGUCAUAAUAGUAGCACCUUCAGUUGAAGAGCAAAGGAUAAAUAAUUCAAGCGUGAUAAAACUUUGAUCCCAAUAUCCUAAACUGAGGCAAUGCUGGGUAAUGAUGGCGAUGAAGUUGCUCUACGGCAUGAUUUCAAUCAUCUUGAAGCUGCAUGGAAUAAGCGCCGAUAAGUAGGCGUUUCUGGAAAAUAUAUAUACUCACCACUACGAAAUGUAAUGUUGAUAUGCAUGAAUAAGAUGCUGUCCUUUUUUAAUUUUUUUUUCCAUGUUUGUUUGUGGAUGGACAUCUUUGUGUGAACAACAUAGUAAGCGUUGGAGCAUUGGAUUGAUAAGUGAUUUUAUUGAUAA